CCAGAUCUGACUUCUCUUGAAAAUAUUUUUGUCAAAAUCUACAAUAAUUAUUUUCAAACUUCAAAGGCCAUCAUGGUUUGUGAUUCUUUCCUACAGUCUACAGAUCCUGGUGUAAUACAAGUUUUGCAGCUCUGGUUUUCCUAACGAUAAUCUAUUGUUCUAACUGGCAUAGUUUAUUCUCUCUCUUCUUCGUCACUGGCUGAAGUAACUGGCAACAUUCUCUUGCCGGCGCCCGAACCAUAAUCAUCGUCCUCGAAUGAGUAAUUUGUUACUCAUUGUGAAUGGAAUAAUGUUUUGAAAUAAGCAGGUGAUCCUCUGAGCAGAAGAUGGAGGACAGUACGUCCAAGGCUUAUAAAGCCUAUAUAAUAGCCCCGUUGCUGGGAGCGCGGCACCUAGUUGAAGGCGUCAUGAUGAGCCCCAAGUUGUUUAGGGAGUCGGAGGUCGUCAGGACGAAAAUCUAUUGGACAAUAUUCUUCAACGCCGUAUGUGUGAUGCUGUUGGUGGGAGUCUUCCAUUUGUAUGGGCCAUUGGCGCUCACUGCACUGGUACAGCACCUGGCACAACUAGCUGAUUCAGUAGCCGGUGAAUACGGACUGCGCUUGAGCGUUCUCCGCAUGACGAAUGACUGGUUGGACGAGCUGCUCUUAGUGUAUCAUCUGAUCUUCUGGCUUCUCUGGGCCAUACCUCUCAUUGUGCUGACGAAAGUUUUAAGUUGCUUUUGGUACCAGGACAUCUCUGAUAUUGCAUGCAUCUUCUUUAAGCGAGAUGAACCACGCCGGUUCAAGCAGACGCCUAGAUCAGCGUCCAGCCAGUACACGGACGCUGUGUACAGCGCUCUCCUCUCGCUGGUGUUCAUGGUGCAGACAGCCGUCGUGCAGCAAGUGCCCUACGCCGGGCCGCUUCUAGCCCUAGUUCUCAACGGCCUGCUCGUCUCGCUGUAUUCCUUUGAGUACACCUGGUUUGACAGGGGGGUGCCGCUUCAAAAGCGAGUUGCGCUGAUCUCGAAGUAUUGGACGUAUUUCGCAGGCUUUGGUGUACCAGUAUCUCUACUGACGACUGUCAUUUUCUCAAAUUGGAUGUAUUCUUUGCCAUUAACGGCAAUUGUCUUCCCGUUUCUCAUCAUCACGGCAGCACAGGCCAAUGUGCCACAGAUACAUGAAGUUUCCGAGCCAGUCCAGGUGCCCAUAUUUUACCUGGCUUAUCGUGUUACGGAUGCUUUCAUCGCCCGCGUUCAUAGGUUCUUGAUCUUCCCACUGCAGCCUGGACAGCCUUCGGGAAGACAUGUGUCACUCUCCUGCUCAACAGAUUCCUACAUCUAGAUUUGGUUACCGUUA
Molecule: messenger RNA, 1334 nt
Organism: Sycon ciliatum
Lineage: Eukaryota; Metazoa; Porifera; Calcarea; Leucosolenida; Sycettidae
Product: etoposide-induced protein 2.4 homolog
Exons: 2
Coding region: 327-1319 (330 amino acids)
Biological process (GO): macroautophagy
Cellular component (GO): endoplasmic reticulum
Source: RefSeq, a predicted model, not a curated record